This is a messenger RNA of Cyprinus carpio (common carp), 2997 nucleotides long. RefSeq names its product calcium/calmodulin-dependent protein kinase type 1D-like. Gene Ontology annotation, molecular function: calcium/calmodulin-dependent protein kinase activity; ATP binding; calmodulin binding. Gene Ontology annotation, cellular component: intracellular anatomical structure. The record is from RefSeq and is a predicted model, not a curated record. Lineage: Eukaryota; Metazoa; Chordata; Actinopteri; Cypriniformes; Cyprinidae. Gene Ontology annotation, biological process: peptidyl-serine phosphorylation.
UAUAUAAGCAAGAACUUCUCUUAACUUACCAGAAUUCAGUACUGCUAAUCCCAGAGAAGUCUUUUUUAAGUCUUUAUAUUUGAACCUUUUUUUGGAGAAACCUCAAAAUAAACACAGGAAACAUGGUGGGAAAUAGCCAGUCAUUCAUGCUGCAGUUGCUGGGUUGUUCAGUUUUCUAGAUGUGUUUUGUUGAAGAUUAUGACGUUAUCAAAUGCAUUCAAUCAUUUGAUGUAUGUGGACACCUUCGUGUUGGGUUUGGACAUGCAAGAGGUGUAAUUUGGACAAAACCCACCUGCCAACUCCAUAGAUAUUCCAGUUAAAAUAGAAUCAGAGAUAUUUCCUUUACAAAUGUGUCAUCAAUCAUAAAGGAAUCUCAAAUCACCUAAACUCUAGUAUUGAGACGCACAUACAGUACGUGUCUGUACAAUGACCAGCCAAAACCUGAUUAGGAUUUUCUGACAACCGUCUUAGUCAUGUAGGACAGCCAAUGAGAAGCUGUGGAAUUUUUAAACAGGGCAUCGCAGGUCAGUGACACACUAAAACAGGCUGAUAGAUGAACACACUCCCAAUCAGGAGUGAAGCAUCGACUGUCCUUCAGUAGCUGAUCAUGAACAUGAGACUUGAUUCUGUAUUAUAUCAGGAACCCUAAAGGAUGCAAAGGAAUUUUGAUCUUGAUUUUUAAUUUUAACUUGAUAUAUAUAUAUAUAUAUAUUAGAAAUCAGGCCUCAUGGCUCCUGGAAUAUUAGGGAUUGUUUUGGCUGCAAGUAAAGAAAUCCCUGUAGAAGCUCACGCAGAAAUGGGGCGAAAGGAGGGCGACUAUGAUUGGAAAAAGAGCACGGAUAACAUCCAGGAUGUGUUUGAAUUCAUGGAGGUGCUCGGAUCGGGAGCGUUCUCAGAGGUCUUCACGGUGAAGGAAAGAAAAACAGGGAAGCUUUUCGCUAUGAAGUGUGUGAAGAAGAAAAACAAAAGGGACGUCAACCUGGAGAAUGAAAUCGCUGUGUUGAGGAAGAUCCAACAUGACAAUGUGGUUUGCUUGGAGGAUUUCUAUGAAAGUCGGACGCAUUACUACCUGCUCAUGCAGCUCGUUUCAGGUGGUGAACUGUUCGACCGGAUCCUGGACCGGGGCAUGUAUUCAGAGGCUGAUGCUAGUCUGGUCAUCAGACAGGUGCUGGAGGCAGUCAGCUACCUGCACAAAAAUGGCAUAGUCCACCGCGACCUCAAGCCAGAGAAUCUGCUGUACUACAGCCCUGAUGAAAACGCUAAGAUCAUGAUCAGUGAUUUUGGCCUCUCUAAGAUGGAAGAUAAUGGCAUCAUGUCCACGGCCUGUGGGACUCCAGGAUAUGUCGCCCCUGAAGUAUUGGCCCAGAAGCCCUACAGCAAAGCUGUUGACUGCUGGUCUAUUGGAGUCAUCACCUACAUCCUUCUCUGUGGAUAUCCACCUUUCUAUGAAGAAACGGAGACUCGUCUCUUUUCUAAAAUCAUGAAGGCGCAGUACGAGUUCGACUCGCCCUUCUGGGAUGAUAUCUCUGAGUCUGCAAAGGACUUCAUCCGCAACAUGAUGCAGAAGAAUCCUAAGAUGCGUUAUGAUACAGAACAGGCUCUCAGACACCCCUGGAUUAUAGGAAAGACGGCUCGGAGUCAGGACAUCUACUACUCUGUCAGUGAGCAGAUCCAGAAAAACUUUGCCAAGUCCAAAUGGAAGCAAGCCUUCAAUGCUACAGUGGCCAUCCACCACAUGAAGAAACUGCAGCUGGCCAACUCUGAGGCCUCUGUCCAUGUGAAACAGACGUCUGCGUCUGCGCCUGUGCCUGAGAUCAAGGUCAUCACAACCUCCACACCUGAAUCCGUCCGCAAGAAGAUGUUCACUGAGACCCCCAAACCAAACGGGAACAUACUCAGUAAUCAGAUAAACAUGGCGUCCGGCUCCACCGAGUCAAAGAGUCAGUAUCACCCGGUCCGGGUCAGUCACAGCGAGGCCACCCAUGUUGGGACCCUCACCAUUGCAGAGAAGAGCAAACAUGUGUAUCACUCAGAGCCAGCGGACCUAAAUGGGUAUGCGAAAAGAAGCUCCAAUCGUAACGGGCAGAAGCUGCAGACUGGCGUUUGCUCUGUCAUGUGAUUGGCUGCUUUGGAAUAAUGUCAUUUUGACAGGUCUGUGACCUUUCACCCAGCCACUGGCUGCUUUCUGUGGGCAGGUCCUGCUGCUCUGUCCCGGUCAAGAGUGCUGGCAAGACAACUGGCCAGCGGCCCGCGCUGUUCUGAAAUACUGAAGUUUAGAGGAGUGCCUCCAAGCCUGCAAACACACACACGCAGAGCACAAAUACAGCCUAUCACACAUUUGCAGACAACACAGUAUCCCUAUAAAAGCAGAAACGAUUACAUGUUAGGUGCUGAACCUCAGACUUUGUAUUUUCCCUUGAGGAAACAGUUUCACAUUAUCUAGGUCAAUUAAUCUGUCUGUAUUAAAACAUUUGGAGCAGGGGUCCGUGUUAUUGGACACUUGUGUAAGGAGUAUUGGGAGUUUUGUACAUAUACUCUGUGAUGCAUGGAUAGUUUGUAUUGUGCAAUAAUGUGUACCGCAGUAAUUCAAGUGGGUAAAACACUUUUACUUCACUGUAAUUAUUAUUAUACAUUGUAUAUUGCUGGAAAAAGAAAUAAGAUUCCAGUUGUUGUAGCUUUUUUUUUGGUAAUUUAACUAGAGUUAAUGUUUAUUUUUCUAAUGCGGAAAUUAUUAUUGUAUGUUUAUCCAUUAUAUAUUUUUGUCAUAAUAAAAUUAACACCUUUUACCCACCACAGUAAGUCUAGCCCUGGUUUUGUGCAUGCGGAACUCUACCUGACACACAUGAACUUUACUGUUAGAAAUACUGUUUUGUGACUAAUUAUCUUGUAAGAGAUUAUAAUGAAGUGUCCUCUAAACUACAGAAAAGGUUAGUGUUUUUGUAGGCCGCUACUGUCCAUGUUUGUGCAAUAUUUUUACCAAUAAACCCUCAUACAUCA